Lytechinus variegatus (green sea urchin) is the source of this 2869-nucleotide messenger RNA. RefSeq lists its product as uncharacterized. The transcript has 2 exons. The record is from RefSeq and is a predicted model, not a curated record. NCBI's taxonomy places the organism in Eukaryota, Metazoa, Echinodermata, Echinoidea, Temnopleuroida, Toxopneustidae. The coding region runs from base 775 to 1899 and encodes 374 amino acids.
CCAAUCAGAAACCAUGAAUGGUUGAAUGCUUGGCAACGCACGCUUAGACGAGUUCUUACAAUCAGGUGACAAGUAAAGAAAUGUUUUGUCAAUAGCACUAGUCGAUAGUGCACACAGAUCAGAGAAUAUAAUAAAGUACUUCUUUGGGAGUAUCUGGAUCCGGGCACUGUCGGGGCUUCUUCAGCAAAGGUGAAGAAAAUUUAGCAAGGUUUAAAACUGGGGGCAUCUAAAGGCGUGAAAAUUCUCAAAGUAUUGUCACAAGUGUGUUUACAAACGGAUGAGGAGCGUAGGCUGAAGCGAUUACACCAAACUUGUUUCGAUGUAAAGUGUUGAAUAAAUAAAAACCCUUGUCCGUCUGCUAUCCACUUCAAGCUCGAAGACAGCCUCAGUCGGGUCGCCAGACCAGAAUACUCGGACUAACUGGGAGAGUAUGGUGUCUUCUUAUAGGAGAUAUUCCUGUGACUAGAUUUGCGUCUUGCUUAAAUUUCCUUGGAAGAAUUCGGAUGGAAGUAAGCAGUCCGAAGGACAGCUAACAGAGGACGGGGUUCUUAAAUUUUGAGAAAAAUGGCGAAGUCAGAGAGAAAUUUCGAAUAGAUAAACAAGUAUUCUGGAGUAAAACAAAGUGAUGUAGCUUUAGGCCGCGAAAAAUAUAUAACAAAAUAAUUACUCAUCACGGAAACGGACACUGUACGAAUGGAUUAACAGCACUACACAGUAUAGAUGCUUUCCUUGGAAACAUUACAAACGAUAUGCUUAUUUUAAGGUAGCGAAACCAUGAAACAUGAAUCAAAGACUAUUCAUGUGGAUGAGCGACCAAGCUUUGCCGGAAGUUUGGUCACCAUAUUUGCUGGACAAGGAGCCCGAGCAGCUGACAGCAAGACCACAAGAGAGAACCUUCCAGGAAAGAGUAGAGUGGGACGCAUCCUUCUCAAUGACAACCACAGCCAAGACCGGCUCCUGGGAAUGAAGCUUGCGGACAUCCAUCAGAUGCAACGGAAGGCAGAGACCUUCAUAUCGCAUCAACAGAAGACCUUCCUCGCAAAGAUGGAGAAGCGUCAGGAUACUUGGGUUAGGGAGCACAUCAGGUUCUCGAACGGUACCAACCUGAUAAGGCAACCCGAGGAUGACGACGAAGACGUCCCGCCCACCAGAGAAACUUACAAGUCAUUUCUUGAGGGUGGUGAACGUCAAGGGGUCGAUUCAUCAGAUGCUACGAAAGGAGACGAUGGAACUCUCCCCGCAAUAACGUAUCUUACAGAAGGAACAGAUAAUUCGAAUUCAACAAAGAAUGUUGGAAACGGUGCAACAAUCUUCUUAAAAGAACCUGACGUCACCGAUCGAACACCGAAUAAAGGAUUUGUAGGUCUACCCCCAAUCACACAAGCAAAGAAAUCUGGAUUUGCCCCAUCUGGAAAUGUCGAUGAUGUGUUCGAUGAUAUGGCCUUCAAGCGAAGUGCCCGAAAAUGGCCACCAGUUAAGAGUGCAGAGGAUGGGACAGGAAGUUUACCAGUUAUAGAUCUUAAUGAUCCAAGAACAGGUACCGCUGGAAAGGAAUCUAAAAUGAGUGCAAUAGAAGAACUGGAAGAAUUUCCAGAAAAAUGUAGCCCCACACCAAAGUUCCUCUUAUCAAGAUCCCUACCCUUGAUGCAGUUGGAAGAACCUCAAUCUCGGAAGCUACGAGCCCGUAGAGAACAUCAACCAAAGAUCCGACGGAAGAGAUCGAGGAACAUGAGUGCAAGGGUGAUCGAGAAUGACAACCCUUUAUCGGAUGACAGGUUUGUCAAGCUGCAUGCACUCUUGGCCAGUGAAGUAGUUGCUGAUCAUGAGACGAGGGAAUUGUCGGCAAUUGCGCGAGGGUUCCUUGCCGCAAAAAGGUUUGGACAAGGUUGGAAGAAGUAGGUACCAGAAGUAUCACUAUACAAACAGACAAAGAGUAAAUGAAUCCAAUAUUUGAAUUUCCUUAUGGUAUCUUUUAUCAUUGUUCUGAUUUUUAACAAACCUUUCUUGGUCUGCUUAUGAAAAUUUCGUAAUACUCUAGGUUUACCCGGACCAAUAUUUCAGUCCACCUGGGAACGGGUAGUCCACGCAUAGUGAUAUCUAAUAUGUAAUGCACCAAACCAUCCCAGGGCCCCGUUUCAUACAAGUUUCUACUAUGGUAAAUUUGCCGUCCGAUGGUAACUACCAUGGUAACGCUGAUCAAUAGCCAAUCAAAAUCAAGGAUUUCGUGCAAGUAUUGGAUGGCAGAGCUACCAUAAUGAUAACUUUUAUGCAACGGGGCCCAGACUGUCCGGGAAGGGAGACACCACAUGUUACUUUCAUAUUUGGUUUCUAAACCCAAAUUCUGGUUAAAAAAAACAGUAAUAAUAUUUAGCUUGUAUUUGCUUUUGACCGAUGAAAUAUAAUACUUUACAGUUCUAGGCCCGUAACACACACAUACGACAAUGGUUACAAAGUGAAUUUGCUGGCUUAACUGUGAUUUCAUAAUAUUUAGUGAUUUAGUAACUUAAAAAAACCCGGGCACAGCAAGUAACGAGCUAUAUUAUGCUACUCGUGAUCUACAUGUAAAAGAAGUAGCAGCCUUCUCUACUCUAUGGAAUCUAUUUUUACCCGAUUUAUCCUUUGGUUUUUAAGAGGAAUAAAAAGAUUAAUUAUUUCGAAAUGAACAUUGCACUGUACAAAGCAUUUUCAUACAUCACUUAUUAUAUCAAAGACAUUAAGAGUGCAGUUAGAAUCACAACACCGUUUUUGCAAAGGUUGCGGUUAUAUUGGUUUACAUUGGCAUAUUCUUGACAAUUCCAAGUCCAUCCCAACAAAAACUUGAUUUGAAUAAAAAGAGAAAAAUUCAUCAAGCAUAACACUGAAAAUUUCA